Messenger RNA from Solenopsis invicta (red fire ant), 2842 nucleotides. RefSeq lists its product as uncharacterized. The transcript has 15 exons. NCBI's taxonomy places the organism in Eukaryota, Metazoa, Arthropoda, Insecta, Hymenoptera, Formicidae. Gene Ontology annotation, molecular function: peptidase activity. The record is from RefSeq and is a predicted model, not a curated record. The coding region runs from base 433 to 2241 and encodes 602 amino acids. Gene Ontology annotation, biological process: protein modification by small protein removal.
CCGUUUGCCGGGAACGAUUUGUCGUGCUGCCCGCGAGAUGGACGCCUCAGGAAUGCGGGAGGCGACGUCGUCGAGAACCCUUGGUGCUGGUCACGAUUAGGAGUGAUUUGAGCGCAAGUUCAAUUAACUUAAUCGGCGAUUGAUUUAUGAUGAAAAUAUCGCAGAAAAUGUCUCAAAGAAUAAGCGACGCAUUGAACCGAUCGCGAAUUGUUAUCUGGUCACGGCCACGGUGCCAGCAAUUGCCACUUUACCAGAAACUAGAGGGAACGCGAUAAUUGCAACGUAAUCCUGAAUAAAUCCUGACAAUACACAUUACGGAACGGAUGACGAGCAUACGUCGGAGCGGCGGCCGCUGGUUAUGACCCUCUUACCUCUUUACCAUUUCUUCCUGCCAAGAACGACUACCGCGCCGUGAGGGACCCCGCGGACAAGAUGGAGGAGGAAGAUAUAAGGACCGCAGUGGAGCUGUACAUUUAUGAUCUCACCAAGGGAAUGGCUGCAAUGAUGUCACCGUUACUUAUCGGUCGCCAGCUGGACGGAAUAUGGCACACGGCGAUAGUCGCGUACGGAAGGGAGUAUUUCUUCGGUCCCGCCGGCAUCCAGAGUAUCCGACCCUCACGCAGGUGGUUCCCGUCGCGCCGCCGUGCUCGAUACUCCGCCCGAGUGCUUUCUUUCCUCCUCGGCGGCACGGAGCUAGGGGAACCGCAGAGAGUUGAGAAGCUCGGCGAGACCUACCUGCCCUACUCGGUCUUCCUGGAAUAUAUAAACGGCCUGGGGACCUCCACGUUCGCACCAGGCACAUACCACCUCUUCAAGCACAACUGUAAUUCCUUUACCGAGGAAGUCAGCAACUUCCUGGUGGGCACGGGCAUUCCCAAGUAUAUCCUUGAUCUACCGGAAGAAAUAUUACAAACACCUCUUGGACAACGUUUAGGUUCGUCGAUAGAAACAUUGAGCAGUAACGCGAGUGCGGGAUUCACGGUCGGUCAGAGAUUCGUCGAGGCGAGGAUCCAGAGGGAAGCCUCACCGGAGUAUCAACUCUUGAACACAGCCAUCGAAGAAGCAAGGUUAAAUUCGAUUGCGUUAGAGGAACGAAGAAACGUUAUUAACGAGAAGCUAGCAAAGAAAGACCGGAAGAAGAAAAAGAAGAAAAAGGAGAAGAAAGAAAAGAGUAGCAGGGAAGCCACUGGCAGCGACAGCAACAGUACCGGGCCGAGCAAUUGUUCUGCAGAUAUGGCGGAGAACGAGAAUGCAGUCGGCGAAACUCAGCAGCAGGGGGCUGAUGGAGAAAGCAUGCCCGCGGAGAUGCUGCCGUCCGAGCGAGUGAUGCAAAUGGAAGAGGACGAGAAGCGCGAGCAAGAAGAGAAGAAACGCCGUCGAGAUCCACCGAUAGUGUUUAAGGAUUUAGUAGACGUGCAAGCAGAAUACGAGGGUUUGGUAAGCGCUCUCAAAGGGAAGUUGAACGACGAAGAACAGACGUGUCUGGAUGAAUUGCGGCAAUACGUCUUGGAGGACGAAGGAUCUUGGGCUUUAGGCGACAACUUCCUAAACUUUGUUGGUCGAAUACUUUACGACAAAUCAUUAGACAGUGACGUGCGAGUAAAACUGUUGAAUGUGCUAUCUGUCGCUGCUUUGAAGGACGAUGUGAUUCUGUUAUUGCAUCAAGACAGGCGAGAGCAUAUCAUCAUGACUUAUGCUUUUGACAUCGAUCGACAUCCACCGGAAGAGCAACUUCCUCUCGCACAAUUUUUGGCAAAUAUGUUCGAGAACCUCAGCAGCUCGGAAUGGUUGCUCUACAUAUCCGAGUGGCAGCAUCAGGAUCAGACUGUCAGCAAUAACAUCAGCAAUAUAAGGGUGACUACUAAGGUUGCAGUGCACUCGUUGCUCUCAAACUCAGAGGACCUUCAGAUCCGCGGCGCGGCCAUUAUUCACAACCUUGCCUGCAAGGAGAAAAUGAACAAAAGCAAAAAUCUGCGGCGACUAUUACCAAAAGGCAGCAUUUCUAAGGUAUUUGACGACGUCGCAGUGGAGCUUACGAUGGCGUUGCUACAAUAUUUCAACGGCAGUCCCGCGGAGGAACAGCUGUUCACGUGCAUGAAGUCGUUAGCACGUUUCACGCAGAUAAGCGGUCAGGAGGUGCCGCAGCUGAUACAGAUGAUUGGACCCGAGCCGAGCAAAUUCAGGGGUACUUCCCAGAGGAUCGAUGAACAAAUCGAACAAGUUAACAAGAAACUACGCUAAAUUAUCCGUCAACCAUCUACGAAAAUGUCGUGUUCCACAAGUGCGAGAUAAAACUGGACGCGCUUCCGUUAUGUUCAAAAUGAAUUUUUACUUAAAGAUUCUAUAGAACCAAUCAUCUAUUUAUUAUUAUUAUUAUUAUUAUUAUUAUUAUUAUUAUUAUUAUUAUUAUUAUUUAUGGAGAAUAAUUAUAUUGUUGUCAUUUUAAUAUUAUUGUAUGUAUAUUAUUGCUAGAUUACGCGAGGCGCCGCAGCGCGUUUCUUCAAUUUCACUUUUCACUUUUUUAUUCGACACCUUUUCUUUUUUUCUUUUUUAUAGAUAAUUGAAGCUAGCGACGCUUGACCAUUCUACGCAGAAUGGUAAAAGAUAGGAACGAAACGCAUAAACACGCAUGGCGCGAUAACGCACCCGCCAUGUGUGCAAUUAUCUCCCAAUUAAAAUAUUUCUGACCGGUAGCGUUAGAAGAUUUCGGUGCGACGAGAUAUCUAAAUUUGCUGUAUCAAAUGAUGGCGUGUUGCGAAUAUUUACACACGUCACUGAUUAUAUGUCCGUUCUUCGCACGGCGCUUUUCGUCGUGCGAAGACAAUAAAACUUUGGCAACGAA